Molecule: messenger RNA, 8950 nt
Organism: Larimichthys crocea (large yellow croaker)
Lineage: Eukaryota; Metazoa; Chordata; Actinopteri; Sciaenidae
Exons: 2
Coding region: 3132-6086 (984 amino acids)
Biological process (GO): proteolysis
Molecular function (GO): aspartic-type endopeptidase activity; nucleic acid binding; RNA-DNA hybrid ribonuclease activity
Source: RefSeq, a predicted model, not a curated record
AAAGUUUUAUUACUAUGCCUUACCAUGUCUGCGUUUGACGAAAUCAUAAAAAACUAUGUGCUUAUUUAAUCUGCCUGGAAUAUAAAAACAUCUAAGACCCACCAGGGGGUCAGGAGCUUCAGUGUCUUGGGGACAAUGUCCUGGCUGAAACCUCUGGCGUUGUUUGGAACGUAUGUGUCAUACAAACAUCCCAGUUAGAUGUUCAAUUCGGCAUAUUGAUUAAAGUGAGAAAUCAAGAAAGCUGACAAUGGUGUAAAAAAACGACUUUAAAAAUAAAUGGAGCUGUAACAACAAUUGAUUACAGAGCAGUGUACAGUGUGUGGAUCUGAAGGGGGGCAGGUUGGGUUUAUGACCCACUGCAUUGCCACUACGUGGCUGUUUGUUUCCGGGGCAGUUUCGGGCUGCACUCGGCACAGAGAGACCCACCUGAGGUUUAAACUUUAGAAAAGACAUUUUCGGGGGAGUUUAAAUACACCCUCGUUUGAAUCAAGAUCGGGGAUCUACUCUGUGUCCUUUGGGAAACGUUGAUUUUAAAUGUGUAUACACUGGGAGAGAAAAAGAAGUACAUUUUUCAUCCUUUCACCUCAGAUCACCACUGCUGUAGUUAGAAAGGUGUGGAGAUUGACCUUUGAUGCUGCUGUAUUGUGGUUUGAAAUCUGUUUGUCUGUAUGUGUAAUCUCCUGCUGCGCAAGCGAAAAUGGGUAAUGAUCUGUCCAAAGCAGUAGACAAACCUGAAAAUAUGCAAACUGACUCAGCAAAAGCUAAAUCAAAGACAAAACAUCUUUCUGUAGAAGAUCAAAGAACUAAUGUGAAGUUAAAUGGUCAACCUGUCAUUGAUAAGCAGUGUGCUAAAACAAACACACACACACACACAUCUGACCAGGCAUCACAGUUUAAGGCGAUGUUUUCUGUUGGAAUUGUCAGUAGACUGAAAGGAUGGGAUUUCGUGUCUCCGUUCACUUCUCUUUUGUGUGAAUGGAUGAAUGGCAUGUGGCAGUAUGAGGGAAUAUUUGAGAAAGAAAAGCUGCAAAUGGCUGAGAUAAAUGUUAACCCUAAUGGUGGAAAUCCAUCCUGUGAGUCCAGAUGCAUCCAAUAAUGUAUGCAAGUGUGGUUGACUGGUCUGUAAAAAGAUGUAGUGGUGGUGUGAGAGUGAGUGACAAAAGCUGCAAGUUUGAAUCCAGUGACUUAAAAAGGUAACUGAUCUAAGUGUCAAUGCAUGUACUAGAAGCUGAGUUGCAAACUAGAGCUUUAGAAAUGGCUAAGAUAAAGCAGCGACAUGUUGAUAAUUUGGAAUAUUGUGCAAAAGCUAUAAUGUAUGGCUGGGCAAAGCGCCAAGCUAAGAUUCCCGCUCCUCGUGAUUUGUUGAAUAUUUUAGCCGAGGUCGGGAUAACACUGCCGAAAAAAAGAAAAAAAAGAAACAAUGGAAAAGCGCUCUUCGUCUUUCUGCAACUUUUAAAUACAAGGCAAUCUUGCAAUGCAAUGAUACUGUAGAUGAACAACCAAGCACAUCACAAACUAAGGUAGAGGAUGAACUUUUCCUACAGCUACAGUAGUGAAUUAGAAAGGAAAGUCAAGAUUAUGCACAGACAGGAGAAGGAAGACAGCAGACAGUCUAAUGAGUCAGAUUUAGAAGGAGAAGGAGCCAGACCCAGAGAGGAGGAGCCUUACACAGACUUUAGUGACGAGGAAGUGCAGAUUGUAAAGCCAAAACAAAACAACAUCUCUGCUCUCCCUCUUCAAGGAUUAUACUGUUAAAGUUUAGCUCUGUUCAACUUCAUUUAAAAAGUAACCCUUUUACUUAACUUGUCAUAGGAUUAUUUCUACUGCAAAGAAAAAGUGUUUCAAGUGUUUGAAGUUAAGUAUUGUAACAAUCAUCGCAUACUAUUUUGGUGUAGUACAAUCUUCUUUAAACUUGAUUAACACAUGUUUCAACUUGAUGAAUAUGUUUCACACACUUUAAAUCAACUCAGAAUCAACUUCAACUCCAAUCAUGGUGCUCAUUAUGAAUCGAUAAUUGUGCAGUUUGUACUCAAAUAAUAAUAGAAAUAACUGUAUAUGUCAAGCUAUAAAAAUCAAACUGGCUCUACUUAAAAGCACACUUUGUUUACGCUACUACAUAAAUGCCUAAAUCUGAUGUUACACUCGAUUAGGCGAACCAGAAACACAGAGGCACAUAGGAAAACAACUUUGCCCCUGCCUCUGAAGUGUCACAGACAUCUUCAAUAAAUGCUUGUAAAAAUAAUGAUUGACAACAUGGCCGUUUAAAAACCAUGGAAUUCUGAGUUCAUGGAAGAAUAUCAGAAAAACACUUAAUCCAGUUCACUUGCAGAACUGAGUGGAUCUUGUGUUAAGAUGAGUUUGUUUUCCCUGAGCAGCUGAGGGUGGGUAAUGGCCUCACCCAAAACUUUGAUUUAUUGGUUAAAUGUUGAAGUAAAAAAUGCAAUAACCAAAUGCAUACAAAAUGUAUUGAUUUCUCAAAAGAAGUUUGUUGCAUCCAGGAAGCAAAAUAGUCUACGCCUGAAUUCACACCGUGAUUUAUACAAACAUGGGAUAUCAAUGCUGGAAUAAAGCGAGAUGAACAUGAAUGUCUCAUGGUGCAAAUUUUUGUGCAAAAUCUAAGACCGAAUGUUCAAGCCGCUUACAAACUAUCAGUCCUUGACUGGAGCACCAACGACUGGAAGUCAACUAUAAACAAAAUAAUGGCUAUGCAUAGGAAUGAUGUUUUCUCCGCUGGUAAUAAUGCUCCUAGCUCAAAACAAAUGAUGCAGUAUGUACGACAGCAGGGUGGUCAAAACAAUAACAAAAACAGGGAUAAUCCGAAACGUGGAAAUUGUCACAAAUGCGGUGCAGCGGGACAUUGGGCUAAAGAGUGUAAGAGCGGUCGUCGUCGUCGGAAUAAAUCCAAUAACCAGAACCAACAACAAGCCACUACAUCAUUUCCGGCUCUACCCGCUCCACAAGCGACUACGUCAUUUCCUGCUCUUCCAGCCCCACCCACACAAGCUGCUUACACGCAGCCAACAUAUUACAAUCAAGCAUAGGGAGGCCAUGGAGGGGCGGGAUCAGAACAACCAUUUCAUAUUCAAGCUGCAACUAUUCAACUUUCUAGUAAUCCCGCCGAAGACCCGAUAAUGCCCGUUCAAGUUAACGGAAAUACCGUUGAAAUUUUGGUAGAUAGUGGAGCAACUAUUUCUACUGUAAAAACUGCAGAGCAUGUAUGCACACCUACAUCCAACUUUAUCACCACUGUUGGUGUUUCCGGGGUUCCCAUUGCGGAACCGUUAUCUCAGAGGACUAAAAUAACUGUUGAAGGCUCUGAAGUGAUGCAUUCUUUUCUGAUAUCUGAUAAAAGCCCAAUUAAUCUCAUGGGGAGGGAUCUGCUUUGUAAACUGCAUGCUACUAUUCAGUGCACUCCGGAUGGAUUGUUUUUGACCCUCCCUGAUGAAAAAGCCGCUCUAGCAUUUCAGUUUUUGCAGAGUACGGAAGACAGUUUGUAUUGCUGGGAAUUGAUAGGUUUUAAUAUGCUUCCCAGUUUCACUGUUUCAGAUAUUCAGAAAAUCGCCAAAUCAUCUCCAACAUGUGCAACAUUGAUGUCUACAAUGAGGCCUCUUUUGCAUUGUCAUUGUACUGCAGCAUUUAACCCUUCUGAGCAGUAUAAACAAUUGGUUUCCAGGUUUUUAAAUAAACAAGAGGGGUUAGAAUGUGAACAAUGUUUGUUUGUUGGUCCGCAGGGAUGUGCCAUACCAGUCCAACUAUCUAGUGAACAGCAGAGGUUGUUUAAUGUUGAAAAUUCAUAUCCACAUAUCGUUGUGGCCGUCACACCUGGCUGUGAGCUGAAACACCUUGGAGACAUGGUGGCUCAGUGCCAGGCAUUGAAAGAAGCUGUACCAGCUUCUCAACACCAAACAGUAACAUAUUUAGGGGAGGAACUGUAUAUGUUGUCCUUAGAUGAACAUAUGCAAUUACCGAUGUCUACAUUUGUUACUCACCAGCCGCCUUUUCCCACACAGUAUGGACCUCCUUCUGAAUUGUCUGAGGUUCCACCUAUUUUGUGGGCUAAACAUAAAAAUCAUGUGGGUUUUGUAAAUUCGGCUCCACCACAUAAAGUCACACUUAAGCCUAAUGCUAAGCUACCUAUGAUUAGACAAUACAAUUUGCCUCACAGAGCUGUAGUAGGAAUUGAAAGUGUUAUUCAGUCUCUAUUGGAUCAAGACGUGCUAGUUCAAACCACUAGCCCAUGUAACACUCCCAUUUUACCAAUUCCCAAAGCAAAUCGCCCUGAUGAAUGGCGGUUCGUGCAGGACCUGCAAGCGAUUAAUAAUAUAGUGGUACCUGCAGCUCCAAUUGUGCCUGACACCAAUUCGAUUUUAGCUUCUUUACCACCUAACUCCACGCACUACACAGUCGUUGAUCUGAGUUCUGCAUUUUUCUCGAUACCGUUGCAUCCAGAUAGCCAGUAUCUGUUUGCAUUUACAUUCAAAGGUAAGCAAUACACUUGGCGACGGUUGCCACAGGGUUUUGUCGAGAGUCCCACGGUGUAUGCAGCGGCGGUAAAAAGAGAUCUAGAUGGGCUCCACCUGCCAGGUGGCUCCACUCUCUUGCAGUACGCUGAUGACCUCCUAAUAGCUUCUCCAUCAAAAGAAGCUUGCCACAUAGACUCUAUCUUGCUGCUACAGAGACUGGCCGAGUGUGGUCACAGAGCGUCGCUGGCAAAGUUGCAAUUCUGUCGACCAGAGGUGACAUAUUUGGGUCAUGUUCUGAAGGAUGGACAACGCCUUUUGUCACCGGAGAGGGUGAAACUGCUAGUUAACAUGCCUCCCCCCGCAACCAAGAAACAGAUGCUCUCUUUUCUGGGGAUGGCUAAUUACUGCAGACACUGGAUUUUUGAAUAUGCAACUAUGGACUCUGUUUUGCGAGCCGCCACACUGCAAUCAGCUCCACCCGUGGUACAGUGGACUGAGGAAAUGCACAAAGCCUUUCAAGAUCUGAAAAAUGCUCUCACAAUGGCUCCAGCGUUGGGUUUGCCUGACUAUCAUCAGCCGUUCCAUCUACAUGUGCAUGAGAGAGAUGGCUUCGCCACUGGCAUUCUGGUACAGAAACAUGGUUCUCAUUAUCGUCCUGUUGCGUACUACUCCUCUCGACUGACCCCUGUAGUUCUCGGUAUGCCAGGUUGUCUAAGAGCAGUGGCCGCUGUUGCCAUUUUGAUCGACAAAUCUUCUCCCAUUGUACUGGCUCAUGACUGUGUCGUGCAUGUUCCACAUGCAGUGUUACACAUUUUGAACACAUCUGCAACACAACACAUGACAGCAGCACGCCGCUCAGGUUACGAGGCAAUAAUUCUUUCAAGUCCCCACAUAACUUUAAAGCGCUCACCUCCAAUAAAUCCAGCUACUCUGCUACCAUUGAUUGAUACAGAUGAUGAGCAUGACUGUAUCGCCCUUAUUGAAAUGUGCACAUCUCCGAGACCAGAUCUGCUGCAAACACCGAUACCAAAUUCUGAUAUGGUUCUUUAUACUGAUGGUUCGGCUAGCAGACCAUCUGACAACGUACAUUUGGCUGGUAAAGUUGCCACUAUCUACACUGACUCGCGAUACGCAUUCGGCGCUGCGCAUGACUUUGGACAAUUAUGGAAAAUGAGAGGUUUUGUCUCAUCCUCUGGUAAGCCAUUACAGCAUCACGCGUUGGUAAAUGAUCUAUUAGAGGCUAUUUUGCGCCCGUCACAGCUCGCGAUUGUAAAAUGUGCAGCCCACACUAAAGGAAAUGAUCCUGUUUCACAAGGAAAUGCAAUGGCUGAUACUGCAGCCAAACAAGCCGCACUUUCCUCCUCCUCCAUGGUCCAUCAAUAUACCUCCACACAACCCGUCAAUCCAAUUCCAGUACCUUCCGCUAAUGAUGUCGUGAAAAUGCAAAAUCACGCUGAUGACAGGGAGAGAAGUCUUUGGUUGCGUAAAGGUUGUGCAGUUGAUUCGGAGUCUGGCUUGUGGCUCCACCCGGAUGGGCGACCAGUUUGCCCAAGAGCUCUCCUACAUGUCUUGGCACGUGUACACACAUGGACCAACACAUGUUGGAAGAGGGGUGAUAAAUGAUGUUAUUCGUUCACAAUGGUUUGCACCAGGCAUUACACAAGUCUCACAAACGCUUGUAGACAGUUGUAUGACCAGACCAGAAAGAAGAAUAGCACAGUGAAGCCUGACCAUCUGGAACCUCUGUCAGGUUAUUUUUGCAAAUAGACUGUACAUAUUAAAAUUGUUAAGGCAAUAAAUAUUUGUUAGUCAUAACUGAGCAAUUCUCAAAGUGAGUUGAGGGUUUCACAACAAGAAAAGAAGACACAAAAAUAGUUCUUAAGUGUCUGCUAAAAGAGGUGAUCCCCAGAUCUGGGGUGCCACGGAAUAUAGAUAGUGACAAAAUUUAGUUUUUGUAUAAAAAAAAUCAUGCAGGAUCUGUCAGGAAUUUUAGGGUUCAAGUUGCAGUUGCAUGUUCCAUAUCACCCACAAAGUUCUGGUCAAGUUAAAAGAAUGAACACAACUAUCAAAGAACGGUUGACCAAAACAGUACUAACAAAAGGUCUGAAAUGGCCUGAUGCACUGCCUAUUGUGCUGUACUCCAUCUAAAGUGCACUAAGUGCAACAACAGGACUGAGUCCUCAUGAGAUGUUAAUGGGGAGACUAAUGUCCACAGGGACAAGGUAAUCUCUGACACCAAACAAAACUUCUCUGCUUUGGACGGAUGAGUUUAUGGCUGAAUAUGUAAAAAGAUUAACUGACGUUUUGAAUUUUAUCAUUACAGGUGUCUGAACGGCUCACGAAACCAUCAGAGGAACCAAUUCAUCCUUUUAAUGAAGAAAAUUUUGUAUUAAUCAAAUAUCUAAAAAAAAAAUGUUUUUGUCUCCCAGGUGGAACCAGGUGUUGGUGACAAUAAGGACUUGUAUUUCCUGCGCUUUAACCAAACUGCCUAUUAACCAAACUAACCAAACUAUUAAACCUGUUAUGUUUGACUGUCCAAUUGACAGAUGUGAUGACUGUUAUAUUGUUCACCCCCUGACUUUCUCUCAAGGUAAAUGGUCGUGGACAACGCAUGACAAAGCUCUGAUUAAGACAGUGUUGAGUGUACCCAGGUAAUGAAGGUAACAUUCACAGCUGCUGUACCUUUGACUGAACCUCUGGAGCUGUGGUGUUUCACUAAACAGCCAUUGAAAAGUUAUCCUGAUUAUAAACUGUGGGCUGUUAAUUACCGAGAUGUUCCAGGGGAGGUGCAGAGCGGUAAGAUCUGUACUAUGGUGAAACUGAUAAGGGUGACAGUUUUCUAUAUACUGGUCAAUUUUCUUCCAUAAAUACACUUGAGGCAGCCAAACCUAAAUCAACAAGGCAUGAUGGAGGUACAGGUGAAGUUUCUCAAACUCUAGUGCAAAAAAAACCAAACAAAUUCGGCCCUCAGUCUAAUGAAUGAUUAUGCUCGCGAUCGUAAUCUCAGUAACUGUUGGCUAUGUCAAAAUAUGCCUUCGUCCAUACACUCACCAAUGUCUCAUCCAAUUCCAUUCACUAGAGCGGAUUAUAAAGUGUUCAACUGGAAUGAUUUGGCCACGAGAUUUGAAGAUGAAGCAGAUGAGUGCUAUAUUCCUGCCUACCCUGUAGUCUCCACAUGAUACUGAAAUUGCCUUAUACAUUGCUAAAACAGUCAAUGAACAGUACCUACUAAGCAGUUUCAGUUAUAUUACAACUUUUCCCAUUAAUCAUACACAAAAGUAUGUAAAAUUAGGUUUUGAAUGUAGAGUUCAAAUAGUUCUGGUCCAAACAAACUGUUCAAAACCUCUUGGAAACCAGGUGUGUGCAUACGCCCAGAGGUUGCCAAUCCAGUUGGUAAGCGGUAUUAUCAUUUUGAAGGUUUUGGGGAAAGGAUUCGAGGCUUUGACCUUGAUGAUCUUUCUCUUGGUGAAAAUGAUGAAGAGGAGACUAUUGGUCUGUAAAUGGAGGGUGUCUAUGUUUUCUGUUACCUCUGUGUUCCAUUUUAGGUUAACUUUAGGUAAUGAUUCUGGUUUUACUGGUUGUUUAGUAUUCUAAGAGAUGUGAUUUUUAAUCAUUUUGCCAUUUUAUGAAUCAGUUUUAAAAUCUAUUCAAUGAUGGUUUUCACAGUAAUGUAAUACAUGCUUAAAAGUUCAAAGUUACAAUUUUGUUAUGAUGAAAUGCAACUGAUGGAUAUCGACUGUUCAUGGAAAAGUUCUACGAAGAUGGAUUCCACGCCACCAUGCAUCGUAUGUGCUAGUAACCUCUCCAUGGUGGUGACCCUCUACUGUACAUAAUGUACAUGGGUCGAAGAUUUUGCAAUAUCUUGAUUUCAAUGAUGAUUGUUGUGAUUGAUUUCAAAGAGAGAAGAAAUUUGCUCUAAAAAUGUUAAAUCAAUUGUUUUAUGGAACCCCUUCUAAUUGCUAGGGUUUUAUCUACUAGGUGAAAUAAUAAAUCUGAUCUUUCUCCUCUCCCAGUGGCAUAUUUGCACAUGAUCUGUGACCUCCCUGAUGACCUUCUUUAACACCUUGGUGUUACAGGGGAUCCUCGCUAGCUUAAAGGCCCUUGUUGACCUGAAAGUGGAACUCAGACAUCAUGGGAAUGGGAUGAUGGGGUACAUAAGAGGGGUUCUUAAGGUUUUUCACUGAUUGUAUGAAUUAAUCUAAACCAACUGCUUUGUUUGAAAGAUGAUUUUUAUGGAUGGCCUUUUGAAUAACUCUGUGUGAUUACAAAUGUUUUAUAAUGUUUGUGUCAAUCCCAUUCUGACUGUACUCCCUGGUGGUCUCUAAAUUUGGUAAUUAUUAUUAUUCGGUAGUUAGAUUGAUCUUAUGAUCAAUAAGAGGGGAUUGUUAUGGAAUUUUCUCUUUUUGGGUUACACAAGGUCACGUGUGAGCCUUGUGGUCCUCUGCAGUAUUGAACAGACAACAGUGUCUCCAGACUAGAAUGUGUUG